AUGUCUGCUGUUUACCCAACUUUACCAAAGUUGGUUGCACGAGAUGGUUUUGAUGAUGAGGAUUUGACAGAUAUUGAUGAUGAGGUUUUCAUUAGAGAUGGAAAAAAUGGUAUUUUAAAAUUGGAUGAUGAUGGAGGAGUUAAACGGCCUUUAAUGGCUCCUCGUAGAAAGUAUAAAAGAUCUCAUAAAUUUGAAACAUAUAAGCUUUCAAAUAGGACUAUUUAUAUACCUCUCUGCUUUGGGUUUAUGGCAUUAAUAAUAUUACUAAGCCUUAUUAUAUUAUGCAUAUAUAUAGUAAAUAUAAUUCCUAUGCCAAUGUCACUUUUGAAAAAUUGGUUGUCACGUGACAUUAAAGACUCAUUACAUGAAUCUAAUAUAGUUCCAUGCACAUCUCUUACAACAAAAAUUUUAUGGACCAGGUCAUUACCAAAAUUGACAUCAGAAUCUCCAUUGCGAAGCAAUGAUGUUAAUGGAGAUGGAGUUGAAGAUAUCAUAGUUGGAUUUAGUACAGGAUUAGAUGUGGUAAACACUCCAGAUUAUAUUUGUGCAUUAUACUUUGAAGGGCAAGUUCCAUGUUUUGGUGGAGUUUUAGCUUUAAAUGGUAAAACUGGAGACACACUUUGGAUGCACUGGACAGCUCAUGCAAUUUUGUCAGUUGAUUGUGGUUUGGAUUUAACAAAUGAUAAAAUUAAAGAUUGUAUUAUAUGUGGUAGGGGUGGAAUAUUUCAUGCAGUUAAUGGACACAAUGGAGCUAGCAUAUGGGAAAUACCAUCAGUAUCAGAAGAGUGGCAACUCUCAGAUAUUUAUGAUGCUAAAUUUAUUGCUGAUAUUGAUGGAGAUGAUAUUGGAGAUAUUAUUGCAUCGCACACUGUACAAUCAAGAGAAUUUCAUUCAAGUGAAAUUCUAAUAAUAUCAGGAAUCAAUGGAAGUAUUAUACAUAGUUCAAUUUUACCAAAUACAGAACAAUUGUUUUUAGCACCUCAAAAAUUAAUCCAUCCAGAUGGAGAAAGUAUUUUUGUUCUUGUAACUAGCAGUCAAAAACAAUCAGGAGGAUUGUAUGUAAUUCCUCAGGUGAAUUUAAUGUAUGGCAAUUUGAAAUUACGAAAACUCCAUCAUGACACAGGAAAGGGAACUUUAUUACCUCCAAUUUUAGUAGAUGUAACAUUGGAUGGAAUUGAAGAUAUUGUUGCUGCUAUGUUUAACUCUACAAUAAUAGUUUAUGAUGGAUUAACAUUUGAACCUCUUUGGAAUUAUACAGUCCCUAAUUCUGAAGUAAUAAGUAUACCUAUUCCUGGUUAUUACAAUGAUGAUAAUAUUCCAGAUUUUAUGGUAAAACAUCAAAUAGGCUCAGGUUUUCCAACAUAUUAUUACACAGUUGCAACAAUUAUAGAUGGAAAAACUGGUAAAUCUUUACUAGAGAAACCAAUAGAAGACAGUUUAAGUAGAGAAAUGUCUGGUUUAUCCGUAACUGUUGAGGGAUUUGGAAAUGAUUGGUUCUUACAUUGGUCUGUUGAUUGUCUAAACUAUGAAGGAAUUAAAGAAAAAUAUCAGUUUUUAAAAAGUGAAGAUCUUAUAUCUGAAUCACGUGCUGACCUUUGUAAACUGAGAUUUAACUCCACUCUAAUUACAAAUUUAUAUGCCUUGAGUCAACAUGUUGGGCCACCUGGUGUAUCACUAUAUUUUUCGGAAGAUUGGAAGUCUUUAGAAUAUAAUAAUUCUAUGAAUUCUAAAGUUGAACUACGCGCAAAUGCACCAUUUCUAUCUGAAAGAUCACCAAAAGAAAAUACAUUGAAACAAGAACAUGAAGAUAAAUCUAAUGUAAUGAAUAGUGAUUCUUAUGAUGAUAUUUUGAGGAACGAAAAUAAAUGGACACAAAAAAGAGGAGAAACAAGUAAAGAUUAUGACAUGUUAUAUAAUGAGAAUGAUAAAAUGAAUGAACAAAAAAAAUAUACACUAGACUUCCAACGAGUAAAUGAUGUACAAGAACAAAAAGAUAACGUUAAUCGUAAACUUAGCGAUGAACUUGAUAAAAGUGUAAAUAAUUCUGAACUCUUUAAUUAUUAUUCUACAAACCGUGACACUGAAAACAAUAGAAAUACUGAUGCGGAAACUGUAAUAUUAAUUAAAAGAACAGCAACUUUGUUGCAAGAUAAUAUAAAUAAAACAAAAGAUACAACUGAUCAACCUUUUGUAGAUGUUGUAAAAACCUAUGCUAGUGAUUCUUCUAAUAUUAUACCAAAUGAAGAAGAUAUUGCCGACAUAGAACAAAUUUUUAAACGGGAAUCGUUAAAAAAUCAAAAUAAAAAGAGAGAUAUCAAUGCAAAGUCAAAAAUUGAAUUAACAGAUAAAUUUAAAACAAAAUUAAAAAACCAAAAAAAGAAACGAGAAAUAACAACCAAAAGCAAUCAAGUAUAUCCAGCAUAUGGUGUACAAAAACAACCGCCGACUGGAAUAUUGUUACCCUCUAUUUUAAAAUCGCAAGGAAUAGCUUCCGUAGAUUUGGUAUUUUCUACAUUUUGGUUACCACCCUCUGAAGUACCUGUAAUAUUAGUUCAGGAAGAUUUAGAUUGUAUUCAUUGGAAAAAAAUGUUAUCACAAAAAAACCUGCAAUACAAACAGAAUGAUGACAUUAUUAAAGAAUGCUUAGAUGAACGUGGUGUUAAUUACAAUGCACAGAAAGAAACAAAUGACAAACAAAAUUUUAAAAUUUCUCUUGGACAAAUGACAAUAUACAGACUGAGACUAGAAUGCACAUGCCCAGAAGAUAUGUUACCUAAUCAAAGUUGUAAAAAUAUAUCUUCACAUCAAAGUUGGUCUGAAUAUUUGGGUUCCCAUGGGAAUGGAUAUUUUAAACCACUUUAUAAAUCAAACUUUUGA
Habropoda laboriosa is the source of this 2877-nucleotide messenger RNA. RefSeq lists its product as uncharacterized. Gene Ontology annotation, molecular function: protein binding. The transcript is spliced from 4 exons. The coding region runs from base 1 to 2877 and encodes 958 amino acids. The record is from RefSeq and is a predicted model, not a curated record. Lineage: Eukaryota; Metazoa; Arthropoda; Insecta; Hymenoptera; Apidae.